This is a messenger RNA of Ailuropoda melanoleuca (giant panda), 3147 nucleotides long. RefSeq names its product transmembrane protein 53 (gene TMEM53). The coding region runs from base 127 to 963 and encodes 278 amino acids. The record is from RefSeq and is a predicted model, not a curated record. The transcript is spliced from 3 exons. Lineage: Eukaryota; Metazoa; Chordata; Mammalia; Carnivora; Ursidae.
AGGGAUUGGGCAGCGACGGGAGAGGUGGGUGGUGAUUGGGCGGCGCCCGGGAGGCUCCCGGGUGAGUCGCGGGCGCGCGAGCGGGAGUUCCGGCGGAGGCCCGUGCUGAGGGCUGGCGCCUUCACCAUGGCCUCGGCUGAGCUGGACUACACCAUCGAGAUCCCGGAUCAGCCCUGCUGGAGCCAGGAGAACAGCCCCAGCCAAGGCGGGAAGGAGGUGGGGACUCGACAGCCCCUGGUGAUUCUCUUGGGCUGGGGUGGCUGCACGGACAAGAACCUUGCCAAGUACAGCGCCAUCUACCACAAAAGGGGCUGCAUCGUGAUCCGAUACACAGCCCCAUGGCACAUGGUCUUCUUCUCCGAGUCCCUGGGCAUCCCUUCACUUCGUGUUCUGGCCCAGAAGCUGCUUGAGCUACUCUUUGAUUACGAGAUUGAGAAGGAGCCCCUGCUCUUCCAUGUCUUCAGCAAUGCCGGUGUCAUGCUGUACCGAUACGUGCUGGAGCUCCUGCAGACCCAUCGGCGCUUCUGCCACCUGCGUGUGGUGGGCACCAUCUUUGACAGCGGUCCUGGCGAUAGCAACCUGGUGGGGGCUCUGCGGGCCCUGGCGGCCGUCCUGGAGCACCGGCCCGCUGCGCUGCGCCUGCUGCUCCUGGUGGCCUUCGCCCUGGUGGCAGUCCUGUUCCAUGUCCUGCUCGCUCCCCUCACGGCCCUCUUCCACACCCACUUCUAUGACAGGCUACUCGAUGCAGCCUCUCGCUGGCCCGAGCUCUACCUCUACUCAAGGGCCGACGAGGUGGUCCUGGCCAGGGACGUGGAGCGCAUGGUGGAGGCACGCCUGGCACACCGGGUCCUGGUGCGCUCUGUGGACUUCGUGUCAUCUGCGCAUGUCAGCCACCUCCGUGACUACCCCACCUACUACACGAGCCUCUGCGUCAACUUUAUGCGCAGCUGUGUGCACUGCUGAGCCCCUUGCCCCACCCACCCCACUCCUCUCUGCUCCAGAAAUAAACAUCCAGUACCUCCCUGCAACCUCUGUCCGUGGGUGGCGGGGUCCUCUUCUGUUUCAACUCCCUGACAGCCCUUUGGGACUUUGUGGUCCCGCAAGUAGAGAAUUCCCAUUGAAUUUUAGCAGCCUCCGCCCCAGAAACCGUGUCUCCCAGGAUCCUAGGCAGUGGGAGUGCCUGGACAGGCUUCUGUAGGAGUCUUGCGCCGUGGCUGUGUUUGGAUAAGUGCGGGUCAGGCUCUGGGUUCCUAUAGCUUUUAGGCUGUAGGGUUGCCCGAGAGGGGAGGGUGGGGUUGAGGAGGAGCCCGGGGUUGAUCUUUAACUUCUUGAAAGGAAGCUGAGCUUUGUGCGGAGGUCAGAGGAUAGGGUCAGGCUGGCGCAGGGGGCUGUGAUUUCUGCUCCAAAGCCCCGCAGCAUGAAGCACCAGCCGCAUAGACUGCACUUGGUCGUUCACUUGGAGAGGCUUCUCUCGCCUCACUGCCAGAGGGUCCGAGGCAGAAGCCAGAUGGGGAGCUGAGGACGUAGCGGUGGCAGGCCUGCCUGGGUCCACCACACUUCGCCAGGAAGCCACUGGUCCAGGAAAGCGGCAUGGUGUCUAACAGGCAGAAGGAGUGGGGCUAGGAAGACAGCACCAUGCAGGAGCUGGGACAAGCUAAGUCAGUAGCCCUGAAGACCAGAACCAGGGUGAGGACUCCUGCGUGUCCUUGAGGGACCCGCUCGGACCAUCUCCAGGCAGGAGAGGAGGCUUCAGCCUGAGUUCUCUGUCCUCUCUCAUUCCAUAAGUCGCUGCUGCACAAUGCCGGCACAUAGUAGGUACGCAAUAAAUAUGUUGACCGAAUGAGCUUACUGUGGUGUUCAAGGGCCUUGGGAGGGGCAGGGAUUUGAACGUUUGAAAGGCUUUGAAAGUUUGACAGGCAGUGAGGGAGAUGGCUGGCCAGGCUAUGGGUGGGAGCUGACCCUUGAUAUUCUCAGGACUGAGGGACCCUCUGCCUCCAGAGCCGGGCUCCAUCUGCAUUUUGUCAGCCCUCUGGGUCCUCUGGGACCGUCGCCACAAAUCUCUAUGCUGUGUGGUUGCAUUCCCAGCCAUAGUCAACAGGUGGCAGUGCUGCCUGGGCCAUGAGACCAAGCUUAAGGAUCCCACAGCUGGGUAGGCUUCAUGCCCUCACUCAGGGUUAACGUUGCCUGUUAGAGAGCAUACGGCCCCCAGGGUGAGAGUAACCAGCCAUCAGGGACCGCUUGAGUCCAAGGCAAGGAGAGGGGAGAGUUGAGACCUAAAAGGAGCCAGCCCGAUGGGAACUGGGCAUUACCCACUUCUCUUCCGAAACCUGAGCCACCCCUGGGGCUGCUUUGCUCUGGCAGGCCAGGCCAUAUACAUUCCCUGGAAGCUUGGGCCCCAGGAUUCUUGUAUUCAGAAUAUUUGGUGCCAUCAAGCUGGGCCUGGGACUGUGCAGGGCCUUCAGUGGGCUCCAACCAGGGUGAUUUGUCACCUGGGUGCAGGAGGCAGGAGCUGCCAAAUGGACCCUAUUCUGUAGUACGCACCGAGGGCACCCAAAACGUCAGUGCGUCUAAGAUGGGGGGACUUGGGAUGAUGCAGGACUGGCCUGGUUUGUGGAAAUGUAUAAAGGAAAGGAUCUGCAGCUUUGAGCACCUGCCUGGGCACCCAGGUUGCACAUUACUCACUGGCAGUGGGCAGCCUUGGGGAUGAUGAUUUGAUAACGUGCCAUCUCCAGUGCUGGCUGCCCAGCUUCGGUUCCCCGAUGUGAGAGUUCACCUUGGACAACUGGGGCUUUCUAUUGUAGCCAUCUGGUGGUCUAGGCAGUAGCUAUACUGGGGUGUUGGUCGCUCACUAGAAAAAAAGCCAUGGGGGCUGAGAUGGUCGUUUUGGUUCCUGGCUCAUUUCAGGGGACUAGAAAGGGAUAGAGGCUUGGGGUAUGUGUCUUAAGCUUGUAGCUGCUUCUGCUCUAGAUUGGGGGAUAGAGCUAUGUACCCCCAAGCUCUGACCUCUUCUGUGAUUAAUGAGCUGACGAUUCUGCAUCGAUAAGGAAUUAACCUGGAGCCCCUACCCAUCAAUAGUCAGGAGUCCAGGUCCCCAGCCCCACCCCCACUCCUCAUGGAGUGCUCCGGAGCCCCCCUGAGCAGAGCAAC